Ichthyophthirius multifiliis is the source of this 1290-nucleotide messenger RNA. Its product is annotated as tRNA splicing protein, putative. Lineage: Eukaryota; Ciliophora; Oligohymenophorea; Hymenostomatida. The record is from RefSeq and is a predicted model, not a curated record. Gene Ontology annotation, cellular component: mitochondrion; cytosol. Gene Ontology annotation, biological process: [2Fe-2S] cluster assembly. The transcript has 5 exons. Gene Ontology annotation, molecular function: pyridoxal phosphate binding; cysteine desulfurase activity.
AUGCAUAUAUAUAAAUAACAUUCACUGUUGAAAAGUAUAAUUCGUAAGUUUUCUUAAAUUAAACCUAAAACUGUUCCGAAAAGACCUAUAUAUUUAGAUUUUUAAUCUACAACACCUUUGGAUUUUCGAGUAUUAGACAAAAUGAUGCCUUUUUAAAUUAAUUGCUAUGGAAAUCCCCAUUCAAGGACACAUGAAUAUGGUUGGCAAACUGAAAAGGCCGUUUAAGAUGCACGUAAAAAUAUAAGUGAUUUAAUAAAUGCAGAUCCUAAAGAAAUAAUAUUUACUUCAGGAGCGACUGAAUCAAAUAAUGCAGCAUUAAAAGGAUUGACAUAAUUUCACGGGAAAAAAAAAAAACAUAUAAUUACAACUUAAAUAGAACAUAAAUGUAUACUUGAUACAUGUAGAAAUUUAGAAGAAUAAGGUUUUGAAGUUACUUAUUUACCAGUUGAUAAGAAUGGACUUGUUAAUAUAGAAACUUUUAAAAAAGCAUUAAGAAAUGAUACUUUAGUUGCUAGUGUAAUUUUUGUUCAUAACGAGAUCGGGGUUGUGCAAGAUAUGAAAUAAUUAGGAUAAAUUUGCAGAGAAAAUAAAGUAUAUUUCCAUACUGAUGCUUCUUAGGCUCUUGGAAAAGUGCCUAUUAAUGUAGACGAGUUAAAUAUUGAUUUAAUGUCAAUCACUAGUCAUAAAAUUUAUGGCCCUAAAGGAAUCGGAGCUUUAUAUGUCAGAAGAAAACCUAAAGUUAGAAUUUUACCAAUUAUUAAUGGAGGAGGAUAAGAAAGAGGAUUAAGAAGUGGAACUUUGGCUCCUCAUUUAUGUGUCGGAUUUGGAGAAGCAUGUGCUAUUGCAAAAUUAGAAAUGAAAAACGAUAAUGCUCAUGUUAAUAGACUUUCUAACCUUUUUAUGGAUUAAAUUAAAAAACAAAUUCCUAAUAUAUAUUUAAAUGGCGACAAUGAUAGAAGAUAUAAAGGAAAUAUAAAUAUUUCAUUUGCAUUCGUAGAAGGGGAAAGCUUAAUUAUGGGAAUUAAAUAAUGUGCAGUUUCAAGUGGUUCAGCAUGUACAUCAGCUUCUUUAGAGCCUUCAUAUGUAUUAAGAGCUUUAGGGGUUGAUGAAGAAUUAGCUCAUACUUCAUUAAGAAUAGGAAUCGGGAGAUUUACUACUGAGGAAGAAAUUAAUUACUUAGUUUAAGUUCUUGUUGAAAAAGUUACAUCAUUAAGAGAAAUGUCUCCUUUAUGGGAAAUGGUAUAAUAAGGAAUUGAUAUAAAAUAAAUUUAGUGGAGUUAACCUCACUGA